UUAGAAAUGCCACAGAAUUGAUAACGCACAAAUACAUGCACGUAAAGGCAACUUGCCAAGGUUGGAUGGGCUAGCCAAAAGGCCCAAAACCCCAGGACAGAGUUGGACUUCCUUCCAUCAGUUCCAUGAGGUUAAAAUCUUUCCAUGACGAUCCCUCCACCGCUCCACGGUACUACACACUUCCAAAUACACAACACCUGUAUAUUUAUAUGUUUUGAAUUCCUCAACAAGAAACCACUCAGCAAUUACCAAAUUCUUUCAUCAACUUCAGAAACCACCCAUACCCCGUGUCUUUCUGUCGGUCUCUGUCCGUCAGUAUGUUUGACACAAGUGGAGCUUGAGCAUAAGAAUGGCCGUUGGGAGGCGUGGUAGAGACCUAAUCGGCCCUCUUUUGGUGGCCAACUUGGUGGCGUACCUUAUCGUUCUUGGACUGGCUGGAUGGUCCCUUGACAAAUACAUCAAUGGCGAACAAAAUCACCCCCAUUUGGGUGGGAACCCAUCAACAAGCUUUAUGUUGAUCUUCGCUUUGAUGGCUGGUGUGGUGGGUGUUUGUUCUGUUCUUUCUGGGCUAGUGCAUCUUCGGGCUUGGCGGAGUGAGAGUUUGGCUGGGGCAAGCUCUUCAGCUGUCAUCUCCUGGGCUAUUACUGCUCUAGCUUUUGGUUUGGUUGGAUAUCUUGGCAGUCUAGUGUGCAAGGAAAUCAUUUUGGGAGGACACAGAGGAAAACGCUUGCGAACAUUGGAGACCUUCAUAUUCAUAUCACUAAUGACUCAGUUGCUAUAUCUAGUGCUUCUGCAUGCUGGGGUGUUUGACGGCAGCUAUGGACCAGGUUAUCGUAGCUCCGGUGACGACCAUGGCGGUGGCAUUGCCAUGGGUCAGGAAUCCCAGAAGACAGACACUUCUGUCGCCUGAAA
Molecule: messenger RNA, 912 nt
Organism: Corylus avellana
Lineage: Eukaryota; Viridiplantae; Streptophyta; Magnoliopsida; Fagales; Betulaceae
Product: membrane protein PM19L-like
Source: RefSeq, a predicted model, not a curated record